Molecule: messenger RNA, 1187 nt
Organism: Asparagus officinalis (garden asparagus)
Lineage: Eukaryota; Viridiplantae; Streptophyta; Magnoliopsida; Asparagales; Asparagaceae
Product: serine/arginine-rich SC35-like splicing factor SCL33
Exons: 6
Coding region: 131-871 (246 amino acids)
Biological process (GO): mRNA splicing, via spliceosome
Cellular component (GO): cytoplasm; nuclear speck
Molecular function (GO): RNA binding
Source: RefSeq, a predicted model, not a curated record
AUCAGGGCUGCUUUAGAAAAUCAGGAAAAAAAUAUAAGGCCGCAAGCGAAAGGGAAACGAAAGAGCGAGAGCGCGAACGGGGGUAAAUUUUAGGGUUUCCUUUUGAGAGGUUGAUUUAUUUAUCAGUAGAAUGAGGGGAAGAAGUUACAGUUACAGUCCUUCACCUCCAAGGAGUUAUCGCAGAAGAGGCCGGAGCCCAAGUCCUAGAGGUCGUUAUGGAGGACGUAGUAGGGAUAUGCCAACAAGCCUCCUUGUUCGGAACCUUCGUCAUGGAUGCAAACCGGAGGACCUUCGUAAGCCAUUCGGACAGUUUGGACCACUAAAGGACAUAUAUUUGCCUCGUGACUAUUACAGUGGGGAGCCUCGUGGAUUUGGCUUUAUUCAAUAUGUGGACCCAGCUGAUGCAGCUGAAGCCAAGUACCAAAUGGAUGGGCAAAUUCUUCUAGGUCGUGAAUUAACUGUUGUGUUUGCAGAGGAAAACAGAAAGAAGCCAGCUGACAUGAGGGCAAGGGAGAGAGUCAGUACACGAUAUGAUCGGAGAUCUCCCCGCCGUUCUCGUUCCCAUCGAUAUUCUCGCUCCCGUUCCCCAAGAUAUUCUCGAUCCCCGCGACGCGGUAGAUCUCGCUCUCGUAGUCGCAGUUACUAUUCUCCUUCACCGAAGAAGCAAAGCUGCUCUCCUCCUCCGAGGAAGCAAAGCUACUCUCCUUCUCCGAGGCAGCAGCGGGAGUACUCGAGGUCGGUUUCACCUGAUGAAAGGGCGCACAGGGAGCGAUCGGAUUCACGUUCUCCUCCUGUAGACAACAGGUUGAGGAGCAGGAGCCCUUAUGAGAAUGAAGAGCAGAGGGAGAGGUCUCGCUCUCUGAGCCGAUGAAGCCCAGAGAGAGCCUGACUAUUUUCGGCUAGUGAGAUGAGGUUUUAGGGUUGUAGUGAAGGGGGAUGUUUGGACUUGGAUUUUAUGAUGAUAUAACUGAGGACAUCAUAUAUCUUUAAUGUACCUCUGUUGAGGUAACCAAAUGUAUUUUGCGGUUGGCAUUUGAUCUGUAUUAUCGCUCUUUGUUGUAUGCAGUUCAAGUAGGUGAUGGACGGCAAAUACUCUUUUGUGCUUCCUGUUUUUAUUUUAUGACGGGAUGUUUGAAACUGAUGAAAGUUGGGCAAUUAUCAUCGUGAAAACAGAUGCUGAUUUUUAA